Ruditapes philippinarum (Manila clam) is the source of this 1325-nucleotide messenger RNA. RefSeq names its product mucin-2-like. The transcript is spliced from 11 exons. The coding region runs from base 90 to 1325 and encodes 411 amino acids. NCBI's taxonomy places the organism in Eukaryota, Metazoa, Mollusca, Bivalvia, Venerida, Veneridae. The record is from RefSeq and is a predicted model, not a curated record.
AUUAUAGACUAUAUUCUUAUCUCUAUGACACAGAAAUUGGUCUCAACUAUAUUCAUAGAGUUGUUGAAAUUGUAAUAUUAUUAAUAAUUAUGGAAUUACUUUUAGAGGGGAUUUUAUUAGUAUUUUUCAGCAAUGGUAUAUUGCUAUGUACUGCCAGCGUUAACUUUUUUACGGUACAGCCAUCGUUGGCAACUGUAGAAAAGGAAAUUGAAUCAACGGAAAAGUCUAUCAGUGCACCAAUAACGGAAAUAUAUACAACUAGACAACCUAUUGUAAUAUCAGUGACCGGAAAACAAAGCACAGGGCAGGUAAUCAGUACAAACAAUGUCACAACUUUGCUGUCACAAAAUGACACAAGCACUAGGGCGGUUACAAAUACACAUAGUGUGACAACACCGAUCACUCCAGGCGACACAAGCACUACAUCUUCACUAUAUACACACAGUGUAAUAUCAGGAAUGCCGACGGAAACAAGCGCUAAUUCUAGAAAUUGUCCAAGUGGGUUUGUUCAUUGUGCCGACGGAAAUUGUGAACCUUAUGAGUCACUGUGUGGAGAAGGAGGAAUAGUGACGGUAGUAUUUCCAACUGAUGUAACAACAGGUUCCCCCGAGCGUUCUACGGGCCAUUUAUCCAGUGGAUUUUCUAAAGCCGUAACAGACAAUACACUAGCUGCAACAACACCAACCGUACAAGUAACUACAACACCGGUUGUCUUGGCAACAGAUAGCAAUGGACAUGAAAUUUGUCUAGAUGGUUGGGAAUUGUGUAUGGACGGUACAUGUGAACCAUUCCACUGGCUUUGCACUGAACAUGAUGGCUCAGCUAAUUUUACAACAUUACAGGCCACCGAAGCCCCACCAACCAGCCCUGUGGUAACUUUAAGUCCUGCCGUAACUUUAAGUCCUGUGGUUACUUUACAACCAAUAGUAACUGAAGCUGUAUUAGAAACAUCAACAGCACAAAUGGUACAAACAACAACAUCUCAGAUGGUACCGGAGACGACUGUUACUGACAUAGUUCCUCAAAUAGUGACGUCAUCGUCCGGAACAUGUCCGAAUGGAUUUGUCCAGUGUGUAGACGGUACUUGUGAGCCGUUUGAGGCACUUUGUGGAGAUCAAGGUAUUGUAACAGUUACAUUUCAAACCAAUUUACCCACAACUGGAACCUUAUCGCCUGUUUCAGGAAGUGCUGUCACAAGCAAAUCAACAUUAGAAAGUCUAUCUACUUCAACAACUGUCCCUACAAGUACAACUACAUUUGCUGUUGCAACAGAUUCCAGUAAGCAGUUUAUUCUAUUUAAUAUAGCUGAAAUCAAAUGUGUAUAA